UAUGCUAAGUGACUUGCAGAUGGAAGCACCUGAGGAGUAUCACAAGUUGCUCAAGUCGUCUAUGAACGAAAUUCUACCUCCUCGGGCAAAUAUGUGUUUUUCUACAGUAAGGUUAGAAAUGACACAAGAGUCUUUGUCAAUGUCUGCCAGUGGAAUAAAGUUCCUGCACCACGUUCUAAGUGUGAAGCAAUCUCAAUGUUGGCUGGAACCUGGGAUACAGGAUUUGACCAGAAAGGUUCGUUCAGUGUGACUGCCGUCGCUGUAAAUUCUUCAGUCUUGGAAGAAUGCUGCAGUAACAAUGAGGAACGUCAGAUGUUGAUAGACCUGAUUAUUUCCUUCAUUGAACAUCAUUCUGCUGUCAGUCUCUCACACACAUACUCCUUGCUGCCAGAUACCAACUUUCAGCCUGGCCUCAAAACGCUCAGCCUGGAAAAGUUCUUUGUAGUGCAGCCCCGUAUUGGUGACGGAUCACUGUUGACACCAAAUCCCUCAUCCCUCGUCAAUGUCCUAUCAGAGAAGAGAAAUUCUGCAAAGCCUACCACCAUAGCUAAUUCAACAUUAAGUGGCAGUGCUGAUAAUCACAAAAAAGAGUCAACUGCAAGUAACAGUUCUAAACCAGAACCGUCUCUAGUGGACUAUUAUAAAACGCAAUUAAAAGAAGUUAAAGAUCAUGGGUCUGAUAUGAUGCCAAAUGAUAAACACUCGCCAGCACCCAGUAGUGAAAUUUCGGGGCAAGAUCGUGAUGUAGUUAUUUGCUCAACACCCACUUUAUUGGAUAUGAACGAAGUCUCGACUAAACACAGCACGGAUUUGAGUGCAAAAAAGAGUCAUGUAACAACACCAAAGCAUGUGGUUGAAAUACUGCCACAAGAGGGAGCAUGUGCGAAGAGAGUUCAGGUCACCAUCACACUGCAAGGCAUAUUGACAGCAGCUAGUUGUCAGCUUGAUGUUACGCAGGAGGAUCUGACAGUUGUAGCUGGGCAGUACAGUCUCAAUUUGAAAAUGCCCUUCAUGGUGGAUGUUGACUCUGUUUCUGCAAAAUUUGAUAAGUCAACGAGUAUACUCGUGGUCACAUUAGACAUCAAGCCAUAGAAAUAACCAGUAUGGAAUUUUUGUAUGUCACCUUUACCAAUAGUAAACCACUCCACCACAGAGUCACCACAGUAGACGUGAGAUGAGCGCUGUCGCUCUGCGGCACUUGUUAGUUCUUCGAAUAUGUAUGGAAUAUUUCAUGUCUUCUUCCAGAUGUUAUACCUAUUGUCCAAAUAUGUUAUGAAUGUGUUCUCUAACAGGCCAACGUGUGUCGAUGUGUCUGGGCCUGUCACAUCUAAAUAUAGUCGAGUAGAGAAAUGAUUAAGGAUGAUGCAUGCUCAAUUCAUCUAGAAUAAUGUCAUGCACUUAUUAGAUUAUUGCAGAGUGAUAUUUCUUAUCUCUCUUAUAAGCAGCGUUUUGUGAUGUACAGUUGAAUCAUAAGUCAUACAUGCAGUAUUGGUUGCUUUUGGUGUCCUGAUUAUAUCAACGAAAAUAUAAUAGGUUGAAUGCUAACGUACCCCACAUAGGGAAACCAAGCACUAACGUUGGUGCCCCCGCUGUCCAUCAUUGCAUAUGAAUGCUCUUUAUAUUCAUAAUAUUUGUAACGUUUUGCUUAUAUAAGGUUAUACUCGUAAUAAUAUAUGUAAGAUUUGCUUGCGUAAUAUUCCACAGGCUGCAAAUUAAAGCCAUACAGGAAUUCAGGCAAGCAGUUUUAUCUAUAUAGAGUUAUCUAUAGUUUUAUCUAUAUAGAGUUAUCUAUAGCUUUAUCUAUAGAGUUUGAUAUGAAUUUCUGUCGCCGACAGACAUUUGCUGUAGUUCCUCGAGAAUACUAAUAUAGUGUCAUGUCGCGAUCAAGUUCGUACUGUGACUCGCUCUACUCUGUAUGAAUCCAAGGGUGGAACUCAUCAUCUAUAGAAUCUGUAAACCUGAGUCUACAGUAAUUGAAUUCCCCACGUUCACUGCCGGGCUCUAGUAGCCGUAUAGUAGCCGUAUAUAUAGUAGCCGUAUAGCUAGUAGCUAUAGUGCCGUAUUGUCUAUUAAUGGUCAUUGCGUUGAAAUAUAGCGAAAAAAUAUAUAUCGGGUAAUAGCUAUUUAUUCCAUAACGUUGUUUAGAAGUUGCCACGGUACCGGACCAAUGUUGAUACUAUUACGUGAUAAAAUAGCGAACUGCUCACGGCCAGGAACACAAAUGUUAUAACUAUAGUCACUGCUUGACAUCAUGCGCCUUGACUUUACUAUAAUCUGUUGUACCAGCAACAACUAUUAUAUCCUGUAUAUCUACGAUCGACACUUAUAUAAGGAGGUGUCAACCACGCCUGACUCGGAAUUUUACAACGUAGGCCCUACAUUACUUGCCCUUGCGUUUCUUCUUGAUUUACCCAUGUAUUUACCACAUGUAAUACUAAUGUUAUUACCACAUGUGUUACUGCCUGAUAGACAUGUCGCUGCCAGAUUGACUAAGUGUUAGUGCCUGAAAGAUCUUUUCUACUGAUUUACGGAUCCUACUGUGUGACGGACUUGUAUUGCUGUUUGAUGGACACUGGUGUUGGUUGGUGUUAACUUACGUGCGGCGUUACAUUUAUCGUGAUUACCUAGUAGUGGCGCAAAACAUUUUUACGUGAUUACGAAGUACUUUGUAAUGAAAUAUAAAUAUAUAA
Molecule: messenger RNA, 2690 nt
Organism: Priapulus caudatus
Lineage: Eukaryota; Metazoa; Priapulida; Priapulimorpha; Priapulimorphida; Priapulidae
Product: PIH1 domain-containing protein 2-like
Exons: 3
Coding region: 196-1092 (298 amino acids)
Biological process (GO): rRNA processing; box C/D snoRNP assembly
Cellular component (GO): R2TP complex; cytoplasm; ribonucleoprotein complex
Source: RefSeq, a predicted model, not a curated record